AUGGCAGAAAUAAAAUUCUUAGAUAUAGAAUCUAUAAACGGCCCUAACACUUAUAACGAAAGAAGAAUACAUGUUUUGAAUGUGCCUGCCCUAAGUUAUAGUGACUUUUUUAGUAAAUAUAUGUUCACCAAUAGUCCCUGUGUUAUAAAAAAUGUUUGCGAAGAAUGGAGAGCAUUCAAAGAUUGGGCUUCUAGUGAGAAGAUAAACUGGGACUUUUUCAUAGAAAAUUAUGGUGACUUUGAAGCACCUGUAGCAGAUUGUAACAAACUUGACUUUAAUGCUCAAUGUAAAUCUAACAUGAGAGUAAAAGAAUUUAUGGAAUAUUUAAAAUUGGAUGAGAAAGAACAUCUUCUAUAUCUUAAGGAUUGGCAUUUAAAAGCAAUGUUAAAAAAAGUAAAUUCACCAGAAAACUUUUACAAAGUUCCUGAGUAUUUUGCAUCUGACUGGUUAAAUGAAUAUGCUGAAGAUAAAAAAGAAGAUGACUUUCAAUUUGUUUAUAUUGGGGCAAAAGAUACAUGGACACCAUUACAUGCAGAUGUAUACUCUUCCUACAGCUGGUCUGUCAACAUAUUUGGCAAGAAAAAGUGGAUUUUGUUUCCCCCUGGCGAAGAAGACAAUCUUAGAGAUUCACUAAGAAAUUUGCCUAUUUUAUUUAAAAGUGAAAAAUUUGGGUGUAUUCAAUAUUUUGAAGUUAUUCAAGAAAAGGGAGAUGCCAUAUUUGUUCCAUCAGGAUGGCAUCACCAAGUAUUUAAUCUACAGGAUACAAUUUCAAUUAACCACAAUUUUAUCAAUGCUUGUAAUAUAGAUAUAGUGUGGAUGGCUCUGCAAAAAAACUUGACAGAUGUAGAAAAAGAAAUUGAAGAAUUUAAGGACAGCCCUGAUUAUCUAAAUCAGUGUCAAAUUAUUUUAAAAUCAUUAUUUGGUAUGGACUUCUACUCCUUUAUUGAUCUAAUUGCCCAUAUAGCUGAAAAGAGAUUGAAGCAACUUCAAGGUGUAAAUUUUACAGUUUUUAAUUCAUAUCAAUUUGGGAACAAACAUAUAAAAUUUGAUUUACAAACUUUGUAUAAAAUAUUUAACUCAAUAGAAAACCAUAUUUUAUUUAAAAAUAAAUUCUUAAAACUAUCCCCCAACCAUUUGGAACUGAAAAAGGAAAUUUCUCUUGUAAUAAAGAAUAGUUAA
This is a messenger RNA of Leptosia nina, 1179 nucleotides long. The record is from the annotation of a GenBank genome assembly. Lineage: Eukaryota; Metazoa; Arthropoda; Insecta; Lepidoptera; Pieridae.